Staurois parvus is the source of this 494-nucleotide messenger RNA. Lineage: Eukaryota; Metazoa; Chordata; Amphibia; Anura; Ranidae. The record is from the annotation of a GenBank genome assembly.
AUUUUCAGAGAGUGGUGGAGGGCACUAGGGGGAGCCCAAUUUGGAGGGAUUGGCAAAGAGUGAAGAGGACACUUGGUGGAGGCCAGUGAAGGGAUUGGCAGAGAGGGUGGGAGAACACUGUAGUGGAGAAUCUGUGUGAGGGAUUGGCAGGAGAGGGGUUGGGAGAACACUGAGUGAAGAUCAGUGGGGAGGGAUUGGCAGAAGAGGGUGUGGAGGACACUGAAUGGAGGCCAGUGGAUGCGGAUUGGCAGAGAGGGUGGGAGAACACUGUUUGGAGAUCAGUGGAGGGAUUGCAGAGAGGUGUGUGAGGACACUGAAUGGAGGCCAGUGGAGGAUUGGCAGAGGGGGGUGGAGAACACUGAGUGGAGCUCAGUGGAGGGAUUGCACAGAAGAGGGGUGGAGGACAUGAAUGGAGGGCCGUGGAGGGAAUUGGCAGAGAGGGGAGGAGGACUCUGAAUGGAGCCAGUGUGGGAUUGGCAGAGAGGGUGGAUGAC